AUGAAUAUGUUGGAUGAUGAAGAUGACCAAAGCUUUUACGCUACGCGUGACGGCUACUCCCAUUUGAGCGAUGUCGAAUGGGAUGCGGUUGAACGGAUGGGUUCAACCAUGGGCAUCCAUGCUGUUAGCGUCAUGCUAGAGGCUCUCAAUAGAGAUGCCCAACAUGCUACUAUCGCCAAGUUCAUUCAAAAUGAACUUGACGCAGAACGCGAGAAGUAG
Molecule: messenger RNA, 219 nt
Organism: Peronospora matthiolae
Lineage: Eukaryota; Oomycota; Peronosporomycetes; Peronosporales; Peronosporaceae
Source: the annotation of a GenBank genome assembly